CUGGAAACCAAACAGUCCCACUGAUGAGCGGCGAGCUGAAAUUGUGGAAAGGAUUUCAAGCAAACUGCUACGGUUUAACUACCGUGAAGCCAUCCUAAGUGCAACGAUGCCACCUACAAGACAAAAAGUGCAACAAGCAGUGCAGGCAGUAAGGGGAAAGGUAAAGGCAAAAAGACUCAGUCACCUGCACACAUGGAAAAGCCUGGUCAUCCUGAAGAUAUCUUCCCCAUGGUCCUGACAUCAGCCACCCAGGAGCACUUUGGUUGCCGCACAGACAAGGACGUCACAAUAGAGAGCCCUUACAAGCUGCUGAAAAAAGACGACAUCAUACAGGACAUUAAGACAAGAGCUGCAGUGUCCGAUUUCAGGCCUGUGAAGCAGAUUGUGCUGGACUACCCAGAGGAUGAGAUCUUACUGGUUUUUGACAGGGACUUCACCUAUGAUCAGAGCUUCUACCUGGUUCUGACACCAGAAGCUAAGGACAGAAUCCUCAACCCCCCAGAGCCUGAGACACCAGAGGUGUUUCAGAAUGAAGUCAAUAAAAUCCCAGCACCAAGGCAAUGGAUAUCUCUUGGUAGUGAGCAGGAAAUAGAAGAAGAAUCUAUCAAAGAGACCAGAGAAAAGUUGUUGUACAAGUUCACCAGAGUGCGGAGGAAGUUUGGAUUACCAGUCUGUUUUUCCGACCGCAACGCUGCAGAUGCCAAGGAUGCCUACCUAGAGUGUGCUUCCUAUCAAGACAGCAGAUUCAGCAUCAAGAAGAUGCAGAGGGACUGCGGGGUUCAGUCUGUUCCCAGACUGCAGAGCAGCAGUGCUCAGACACAGUGGAAGUUUCAGAAGAAUGUCUUUACCCAGUACGUGCCAAGAGAGUUAAGUGAUGAAGAAAAAGAGAACAACCUCCAGUCUGAGAACCUGAAGAAUUUUUGCAACUCAGUGACCCCCAGGGUUUUGCAAGUCCUUCAGCAAGAAGAGAUCAUGAAUGUGUUCAUUGAUGACUGGAAAGCUCUGGGCACAGCAGCUGAAGACGGUGACUGGUCUGGGAAGGUUUCCGAAGGUUUGAUACUUUAUCAGGCCUUCACAGACCAGAAGUACACCAAGGACAAGAAAAUCAGCAGCAUUAAUUGGCACCCUACCAUCUACGGUUUGAUCGCUGUGGCUUUGGCAGAGAAGAAGAAUGAGCAGUUGAACGAGUCCAAAACGUUUGUCGUCAGACCAUCUCUCAUUCUCUUCUAUAGCUUCUCCAACCCCUCUAAUCCACAGUUGCUUCUGGAGUGCCCAGAUGACAUUUUUGCCUUUGAGUUCUGCCCCUCUGAUCCAAAUAUUAUUGUUGGCGGCUGCAUAAAUGGCCAGGUUGUGUUAUGGGACAUUUCUGCUCACGUUACGCACUUACAAGGAACACAGCCAACUGGUAAAAAGGUCUCUGUCAACACUGACACAUUCGACCUCGAGAACAACAAAGAGAAUAAGACUCCCGUUGUGUGCUACUGUGCAGUGUCUGCCUUAGACAGCAGCCACAAAGCACCAAUUACUGAUGUCCAGUGGCUGCCACCAACAUUUGAGGUGACCAGGACUGGCUUACCAGUGGAGAACAAGUAUAACAUUUCUGUUCAGGUCGUCACCUGCUCCCCUGACUUUGCUCUAAUGUUCUGGGAUGUGCGAGGAUCAAAACUGUUGAGCCAGUCAAUGUCAGACAUGAAGCCAAAUGUGGAUCAGAAGACCCAGUUGACACUCUCCACUGUCCCUGACACUUUCAAACACCUGGACCGGAUAUGGAAACCCCUUUUCAGGGUUUCCCUGCCAAAGAUCGAUACCAGUGGAGAAUGCGCUCCUUUGAAGUUCAGCCUGGAACACUAUACCUCUAAUGGUAAUAAUAUAAGUAGUACCACAGAGGAAGCUAAUGAAAAUGAUGAUAGCUUAAUGGUCAUCCCGGACUACAGCCAGCUCAGAGCGCUCUCAGCUAGAACACUCAGACCUCUGGACGAUGUCAAUACCAAGCUCUAUAUUGGAACAGAGAAUGGAGAGAUUGUUUACACUGACUGGAAACUGGAGAAGGACGACUCAGGACGGCUGCACAGUGCCAAGCCCCUCCACUGUUUUAGCAUCCAUCACUGGUUGGUGAAUACGGUACAGCGGUCACCCUUCUUCAAAGACAUUAUUUUGACAACAGGAGGCUGGAGCUUCGCCAUCUGGAAGGAGGGCGUCAUGGACGGUCCCAUCAUUCAGUCAGCAAGCUCUGAGCAUGUGUGCACUGUGGGAUGCUGGUCUCUGUCCCGACCAGCUGUUUUCUUCAUUGGGAAAGAGGAUGGCAGCAUUGAUGUGUGGAACCUGCUGGAAAAGACCAGUGAACCUGUACGGGUACACGCACACAUUACCAACGCCAAGAUUACGUGCAUCAAACCCUGGACCGCCUCAUCCAAGCAACACUUCCUGGCUGUGACCGAUGACCUUGGGAUGGUCCGUGUUUUUGAACUCCCAAAGACACUCUACGUUCCCUCCAGGAGUGAGAGUUUGAGUGUGAAGAAAUACUUUGAGCUGGAGGAAGACAGGUUGAAGGAUUUUCUGAAGAGGGAGGAACUGUGGGCAAAACAGAAGAAGGAAGCUGAAGAACAAAAAAAGAAGACGGAGCCCGAGAAGCCAGUCAAAUUCCUGCAGGAGAAUGAAGAAGCGAACAUGAAGGAAUACAGUGAUUACCUGAUGCUAGAGGAAAGCAUCCUGAAGGGCCUGGGCCUAUUGGCAGCUACUGCCAACACACAAGAUACCUGAUAUCACACUUGCACACAUACACGCACAAAUUGCAUUUCAUAUAAAAGACAUAAAACUGGUUUUCAUCAUAAUUUUUUAUACAUUUGAUUGACUGUUUUUAUAAAUGUGUAAAGGUU
This is a messenger RNA of Micropterus salmoides (largemouth bass), 2876 nucleotides long. It is a transcript of the gene dnai3, whose product is annotated as dynein axonemal intermediate chain 3. Gene Ontology annotation, molecular function: dynein light chain binding; dynein heavy chain binding. Gene Ontology annotation, biological process: cilium movement involved in cell motility; inner dynein arm assembly. The record is from RefSeq and is a predicted model, not a curated record. Lineage: Eukaryota; Metazoa; Chordata; Actinopteri; Centrarchiformes; Centrarchidae. The transcript has 23 exons. The coding region runs from base 193 to 2760 and encodes 855 amino acids. Gene Ontology annotation, cellular component: inner dynein arm.